This is a messenger RNA of Condylura cristata (star-nosed mole), 7024 nucleotides long. RefSeq names its product transcriptional regulating factor 1 (gene TRERF1). Gene Ontology annotation, molecular function: transcription corepressor activity. Bases 986 to 4594 code for a protein of 1202 amino acids. The transcript has 18 exons. NCBI's taxonomy places the organism in Eukaryota, Metazoa, Chordata, Mammalia, Eulipotyphla, Talpidae. Gene Ontology annotation, cellular component: transcription regulator complex; histone deacetylase complex. The record is from RefSeq and is a predicted model, not a curated record. Gene Ontology annotation, biological process: regulation of transcription by RNA polymerase II; negative regulation of DNA-templated transcription.
AGCUUGGGAACGGUUGCUAGGGGUGGGUAAUGGGUGAAAAAAGGGGGGCUCCGGGGAGCGGAUAAGGAGGGGUAAGGGAGGGGGCGCGGGUGGGGAGCAAUGUAAAGGUAAGGCCAGGUUACCGCGGCUCGGCCCUGAGUGGGCUGCGACCGGGGGAGGGGCGAGAGAUACAUAUGUAUUUCUGUCUCCCUAGCACACCCCCUUCCCUCUAAGCGAUGGCUGAGAGGCGGUGCAUGCAGAUGGGGAGUAAGUUUCCUGAAGGGGAGGGUGGAUGCACGCGCGCAGCCCCGCGCUGCAAAUUUCCACCGGGGAGGGAGAGUGGCUGGAUGCGGAGAGUUUGGAGUUGCUUGCGGCGGAGGGGAGGAAGGGGAUCAGGGCCGGGAAAGGGGGCUGGCGGGCGCUAUAUCUGGGAGUAAGUUUCCAGGAUCGGGAGAGCCUGCACGCUUGCUCGCUACUCUGCUGGCCCCCCAUCUCACCCCCCAAGCGGAGACUGGUCUUGUCGGAUUGCCCAUGCACUUGUUGCAGAAGCAGCCAAGGCCCUGGCUGUCCCGGAUGCUAAAGGAGGAAGACACAGAAGCAAGACGACCUUGAGAGAUUAAGCCUCUUGACCUGAAACAGAACCAGGUCUCCUCUGCCCACCUGCCCAGCAGCAUGAGAACAGCAUGACUGGCCAGCCACAGGAGAAGCCCUCAGAGCCCCAACUCACCCAUCUGCUGCAGAGGUCAAGGUGUGAGCAGCAGUUCUUCACCGCGGUGGUGUUUGGUCCGGACCCCAGCCCGGGUGAGGAUGUAAGAGGCGCCGCCCUGCACAUGCGCGGUACAAGCCGACAGGAACACCUGGGCCCAGCCACGCUCACAGACAUGUCAGCCGUGGAAUAGUGUGGACGCUUUCUCUCAGCUUCUCAGGGUUUCAGUCCUUCUGGAUUUGUUUCAUUUACCUUUUUAUAUGGUUUUGUGGCUGGACGUUCACCACCAAGGCAGGCAUCAUGGGGGAUCAGCAGCUAUACAAGACCAACCACGUGACCCACGGUGGUGAGAACCUUUUCUACCAACAGCCACCACUCGGCAUCCACAGUGGGCUGAACCACAACUAUGGGAAUACAGUCACGGGGGCUGGGAUGGAUGCCUCUCAGGCAUCACCCAUCUCCCCCCACUUCCCUCAAGAUACUCGGGAUGGUCUAGGCUUGCCUGUUGGCUCCAAAAACCUUGGCCAAGUGGAUACCUCCAGGCAGGGAGGGUGGGGUGGCCAUGCAGGGCCUGGAAACCAUGUUCAGCUACGUGGCAACCUGAGCAACUCAAAUAUGAUGUGGGGGACACCGAGCCAAGCUGAGCCCACUGAUGGCUACCAGUAUACCUACUCCCAGGCUAGUGAGAUCCGGACCCAGAAGCUCACCAGUGGUGUUCUGCACAAACUAGACUCUUUCACCCAGGUGUUUGCCAACCAAAAUCUGCGAAUUCAGGUCAACAAUAUGGCCCAGGUGCUGCACACCCAGUCAGCAGUGAUGGAUGGAGCUUCUGACAGUGCCCUCCGCCAGCUGCUAUCCCAGAAGCCCAUGGAGCCGCCGGCAUCGGCCAUACCUUCCCGCUACCAGCAGGUGCCGCAGCAGCCUCACCCUGGUUUCACCGGGGGGCUGUCCAAACCAGCUCUUCAGGUCGGGCAGCACCCUAGCCAAGGACACCUGUAUUAUGACUACCAGCAGCCACUGGCUCAGAUGCCAGUGCAGGGAGGGCAGACACUGCAGCCCCCACAGAUGCUGUCCCAGCACAUGCAGCAGGUGCAGCAGCACCAGUAUUACCCACAGCAGCAACAGCAGCAAGCUGGCCAGCAGCGGAUGUCCAUGCAAGAAAUGCAGCAGCAACAGCUUCGCCCACCACAGCCGCAGCAGCAGCAACAGCAGCAGCAGCAGCAGCAGCAGCAACUUCAGCUGCAGCAGCGGCAGGGUUCCAUGCAGAUACCUCAGUAUUACCAGUCCCAACCCAUGAUGCAGCACUUACAAGAGCAGCAGCAGCAACAGAUGCACCUACAGCCCCCUUCAUAUCACAGGGACCCCCACCAGUACACUCCGGAGCAGGCCCACGCUGUCCAGCUGAUUCAGCUGGGCUCCAUGCCCCAGUACUACUACCAGGAGUCCCAGCAGCCCUACGGCCACUCCCUCUACCAGCAGAGCCACCUGCCCCAGCACCAGCAGCGUGAGGACAGUCAGCCCAAGACCUACCCGAGUGAUAGACAGAGCCAGGCCAUGCUGAGCUCCCAUGGGGACCUGGGGCCUCCUGACACAGGAAUGGCAGACCCAGCAAGCUUGGACCUGAACCGGGCCAGCAGUGCCCUACCCCAUCGGCCACUCCUGUCCCCCAGUGGGAUCCACCUCAACAACAUGGGGCCUCAGCACCAGCAGCUGUCUCCCGGUGCCAUGUGGCCCCAGAUGCACCUACCUGAUGACAGAGCCCGGCCAGGGUCCCCUGAGUCAAGUGGCCAACCGAAAGGCGUGUUUGGGGAGCAGUUUGACGCCAAGAACAAGCUGACGUGCUCCAUCUGCCUGAAGGAGUUCAAGAGCCUGCCUGCCCUGAACGGCCACAUGCGAUCACACGGGGGGAUGAGGGCUUCCCCCAGCCUCAAACAGGAGGAAGGAGAGAAGGCCCCGCCACCUCAGCCCCAGCCGCCACUGCCGCCUCCGCCGCCACCGCCACCGCCACCGCACCUCCCUCCCGAGGCUGAAAGCCUCACGCCUAUGGUCAUGCCCGUGUCUGUCCCUGUCAAGCUUCUCCCGCCCAAGCCCAGCUCUCAGGGCUUCGCCAACAGCGUCGCUGCCGCCCCCUCCACCAGAGACAAGCCAGCCAGCUCGAUGUCGGACGACGAGAUGCCCGUGCUCGAAAUCCCCAGGAAACAUCAGCCCGGCGGCGUUGCCAAGGCUGAGGAAACCCUGAAGACCUUACCCGAGAAGGAGAAGAAAAAGUUCCGGCACCGACCUGAGCCGCUCUUCAUCCCGCCACCGCCCUCCUACAACCCGAACCCCACCGCCUCGUACUCGGGCGCCACCCUGUACCAGAGUCAGCUGCGCUCCCCGCGCAUCCUGGGGGACCACCUGCUCCUGGACGGUGCCCACGAGCUGCCCCCCUACACGCCCCCGCCCAUGCUGAGCCCAGUGCGCCAGGGCUCAGGGCUCUUUAGCAACGUCCUCAUCUCCGGGCACGGCCCUGGCGCCCACGCCCAGCUGCCCCUCACGCCGCUGACGCCCACCCCGCGAGUGCUGCUGUGUCGCUCCAACAGCAUCGAUGGCAGCAACGUGACAGUCACCCCAGGGCCUGGAGAGCAGACCAUUGAUGUUGAACCACGCAUCAACAUUGGCUUGCGGUUCCAAGCAGAGAUCCCAGAACUCCAGGAUGUCUCUGCCCUGGCCCAGGACACACACAAGGCCACACUGGUAUGGAAACCCUGGCCAGAGCUGGAAAACCACGACCUCCAGCAAAGAGUGGAGAAUCUCCUGAAUUUGUGCUGUUCAAGUGCAUUACCAGGUGGAGGGACCAAUUCUGAAUUUGCUUUGCACUCUCUCUUUGAGGCCAAAGGUGAUGUGAUGGCUGCUCUGGAAAUGCUGCUGCUGCGGAAGCCAGUCAGGUUAAAAUGUCAUCCUUUAGCAAAUUACCACUAUGCCGGUUCGGACAAAUGGACCUCCCUAGAAAGAAAACUGUUUAAUAAAGCACUGGCCACUUACAGCAAAGACUUUAUUUUUGUACAGAAGAUGGUGAAGUCUAAGACGGUGGCACAGUGCGUGGAAUACUACUACACGUGGAAAAAAAUCAUGCGGUUAGGGCGGAAACACCGGACACGCCUCGCGGAAAUCAUUGACGAUUGUGUGACAAGUGAAGAAGAAGAAGAGUUAGAGGAGGAGGAGGAGGACCCUGAAGAAGAUAGAAAAUCCACUAGAGAAGAGGAGAGUGAAGUGCCGAAGUCCCCAGAGCCUCCCCCAGGGCCUGUCCUGGCUCCCACCGAAGGGCCGCCCCUGCAGGCCCUCUGCCAGCCCUCAGGCUCCUUCAUCUGUGAAAUGCCCAACUGCGGGGCUGUGUUCAGCUCCCGACAGGCACUGAACGGCCAUGCCCGUAUCCACGGUGGCACCAACCAGGUGACCAAAGCCCGAGGUGUUGUGCCCUCUGGGAAGCAGAAGCCCGGUAGUGCCCAGAGCGGGUACUGCUCCGUGAAGAGCUCACCCUCACACAGCACCACCAGUGGCGAAACAGACCCCACCACCAUCUUCCCCUGCAAGGAGUGUGGCAAAGUCUUCUUCAAGAUCAAAAGCCGAAAUGCACACAUGAAGACUCACCGGCAGCAGGAGGAACAGCAGAGGCAGAAGGCCCAGAAGGCAGCCUUUGCUGCCGAGAUGGCAGCCACAAUCGAGAGGACUACGGGGCCGGUGGGGCCACCUGGGCUGCUGCCCCUGGACCAGCUGAAUCUGAUCAAACCCAUCAAGGACGUGGACAUCCUCGAUGACGACGUUGUCCAGCAGUUAGGAGGCGUCAUGGAAGGGGCCGAGGUCGUGGACACCGAUCUCCUCUUGGAUGAUCAAGAUUCAGUCUUGCUUCGGGGUGACACAGAACUCUAAAGCCCUGUUUGUCCUUAGAGACAGCAAAAACCCACAACCUCCAUCUUCAUUAAUCAGGAAACCGGACUGCCUGCUUGUUUGUAUUCAUUUUAAACUACCUGUUUAAAAAAUGGUCAUUUUAUUCAGGUUUAGAAAAAAUUUCCAGUUCUUUUCCUUUUAUUUAAAAAAGAAAUGUUUUUGCGGGAGGUUAGGGGGAAUAAAUAAUUGGCACAACUCUUAUUUAAGAGGUGUUUCAUCUGGGCUACAUUCCCAUGAAAUCAUUCCUGGCAGGGAAUGAAUCGAGGCUCAUGUUCCUUUGCUUUCAGAUGUCAGCCAUCCUGGUUGCCUUUUAUCCCGAAGCUUCUAUGAGUGUGUGUAUGUGUUUGUGUGUCUGAAGCAGGCUACCCUCUUCAUGCUGGGGUCUUAGGCCAUCCUUUGCACCCAGAGGUAUUUUUGUUCUGUUCUGACCUCACUCGGCAAUUUGCAGUGAACUUAGUAUCUUGGCCAACGGUUCGCUUUCCUGGAGCAAAGCAGACUCCUGUGUUCCACGGCUUUCCUCAAGCACACGUGUCGAAGGCUGACCAAAUGUGAAAAUAAGGUUUCUCCCUGCCUUGCCCAUCACUCAUUGGCCUGUUUCUAGGAACUAAGUACUGUAUAAUUUCAGGUUUUCACUCCCAGGCAGUGAUUUGCUAAGCACCCGCCCAUGAUUCCUGGGGGCUGGUUGGUUCCCAUUCAUUCAGUGCUAAGAUUUGCGGGACGGACUGGGACCGUCUGGAGGAACGUCAUCCAAACUGUUAGGCUGCCAGAGCUGUUUUUAGGAAGGGCCAUCAGGGCGCACACAUUCAAGUACUUGGAAUGCCAAACAGUGUUCUUUUUUUGCCCCAAAACUAGAUUAGGAGUUCUGAAAAAUUACUCUGCCACAUGGAAAAACUGUGAAACCUCGCUCACCGGGAUUUUGCUGUAAUUCACCUAUGCUGGACCAAAGUUUACCUUGACGCUAACUAUGUGGGAAAGGGUUAUUACCUAAUACAUCUGACAGCAAUUCAAGGCAAAUAACAUUCAAGGCAACAAAAAUGGUUUCAGAUACUGCUUUAGCUCCAUGUUUGCAUUCAAACCACAAACGUAUUCAUGAAAGUCAUUUUCCAAAGCACUUCUAGAAUUCUCCAAGCCACAUAACUUUGUCUCUCCCUGCUCCCAUCAGCAGGGAUGUUGUUGGUGCUUGAAGGUAAUAAAGCUGUCAUUCUGCAAAAAUGACAUAAAGUUCAGGCUUUUGAGCUCUGUCAGAUUGACCCAUCCCACUAUGAGUGCAAGUGAGUGAGUGUGGCCUUUAGACAGGGCCCUGGCCCAGCAGAGGGGCGGCCACUUCUGGUCAGUACCCAUAAGCACCAAAUUAUUGUGACUUCCGAAGCAGGGCAUUCAGGACUCUCUCCCCAAGCAGCCUUGUUUCUCAGCUCCAUGUCAUGGUGGCGAUCAUACGGGGUCAUUUGCGGGCAUGCAGGUAGCUUGACAUUAGAAAGAAUGUCAGCGGGAACCUGAGGAUAGGACCAGAGCACCUUUUAAGCUUGAUUGAAAAAACAUUCAGCAUACAUUCAUGGCCCACAGAGGCCUCACAUAAACAGUGUUUUCUGAAUCUCAGGAAAGUCAUGGACAGAAGAUAAACACAAGCGUUCUUUUUAUUUCCACCCUGUUUUCAGAAAAGAGGUCUUGGAAGUUUACUUUAAUCUCUUCUUUAGGGGGGAAAAAAAUGCUUCUUUUGCUGCCAUUUAAGAACAGUUUAUUGUGUCCUGGGCAGCGUGUAUCAGCUUCAUGACAGAACUAUUCCAGAACAUUCCAACUGAUCCUGUGCCUCCAAGUUACUGCUUCCCUCCAUGUGUGGGAUCUGAGAGUGCUUCUGGAAUACUUCUGCUGUUGGGUCUAUGAAAGCUUAUUAUCAAAGAAGCAAAUACCCAGAAAAAUGUUUGUGAAGCAAAUUUAUUCCUCUGUUUGGAGACUUUCCCAGCCAUGCUAGUUUUAAACUUUAGGAAUAAACUGAGUUGCCAAGGCAAAGCUAUAAUGCACAAUCGAUUUUCCAUGCAGUAUAGUAUGAGCAUCUUUGACUAGGAAGUAACCAAAGAACUCCUCCAUAAUGAGACAGUUCAAAUUUCCGAAUUCUAUUUCUUGAUAAUAUCAACUUAAAGAAUUGACUUCAUCGUAAAAGAUUGCACUUCAGUUUUCUCUGAAAUGAUUCUGCCUGCAUGUGUGUGUUGUGUUUUAGCUCCCAGCCUCCCUACCCCAAAGAGCUUUUCUCCCCAAUGGUUAAUGUCUUCAACUCGGUUACUGUUUACUACCAGAUGGUUUUUCAUUAGUGAAUUUAGACCUCUUUGAGAAAGCUUGUAUAUAAAAAGUUAACAGAUAUAUUUUAUGGAAAAACCCAUCUUAUUUUCAAAUAUAUUUAACUGCUGUUAUAUUUUA